GCUGGAAGCCAAUGUCUGUCCAGUCCUCCCUGCUAGACCCUUUUUGGGCAGGACCCUGGCAGAGGGAGAGCCCCUGCUGUGCAGGUCCCUUUGGAAGUCCAGGCUGCCUCCCCUCCCUCUCCCGCGGGCCCACCCACGCUCUCCUGGCUGCAGGCCAGCUGGCUGUGCCACCCACCCCGUGUUGGCAGAGGUCCUUGUGGGGCCCUGGGGGCUGGCCGAGCUCUGUGGGGCCAUGCUGUCUGCCCAGGACAGGACAUUCUGUGGUAGGAGGGGUCAUCAGGGCAGGGCUGGCAGGGUCCUCUGACCCUCCCUUUGUGGGACACUUGAAAGGGGGCUGGGAGCAAAGAGGGAUCCAAAACCAGGCCCAGCAGGCCUUCCAUGCCCUCCUGCCUGGGACUCAGGGACCCCAGGCAGGGGCAGGGUCUGCAGAGGGACCCACCUGCCUGCCCUGUUUCCCGCAAGACUGCCCUCCACACCCGCCUCUCCUGCCACACCCCCUUGGGAGGGGCACCCGCCAGUUCCAGGGGCAGUGGUUCGUCCUCGGCCUGGCGAGCAACACCUACAGACGGGAAGACCGGGCUCUGCUGAAUUCCUUCUCCACGACCUAUCAGCUCAACAAAAAGGGCCACUUUGAGGUCUCCAAUGCCAUGACCCGAGCCUGGCACGUUCAGCGAAGACGUCCAGGUGGUGGACAGCGACUACACCGCCUCUGCCCUGCUGCUGUCCGUCAGACGGUCGGGCGGCCAGGCCAUCAUCAGGAUCAGCCUGCUGGAAACUGGAACCUACCCCUGGGGACGCUGAGACGCUUCGCCUGCCUGGUGCAGGCUCAGGGCCUGACGAGGGACAACAUCGCCUUCCCGGCUGCGCUGGGUAACGGUGGGAAGGGAGCAGGCCGGCUGGGGGCAUGCAGCACGCUGAGGCACAUCCCUGGCCCUCCCUCCUGGCACCCAUCCCUCCCGCCCCAGGCCACCUGCCUGCUCCCCUCAUUGGCGUCCCUCCUGGGCUUUGCACACUGGUUCUCCCUCAUCUCUGUGCUGCUGUCCCUCACCCCUGCAGACCAGCUGCCCGAGCCUGCCUGCUGAACGUGCCUCCCCUGGCCCUACCCCUCCUCCACUGUCCACAUGAAUAAAGGCACUGUCCAGGACCCAGAGUGCCCGACGUGGCCUUGGGGUCGGUGAGAGGCAAGGGCAAAGGGGCCCGGGGCAGGGCAGGGUCACAAUGGGCCCUCCACCCCAGGACGGGCCCCCAGCUGUGUACCUCUCCAGGCAGAGCUCAGGGCCGCCAUGAGGGGCUACAUGGGGCCAGGGCACCCCUGAGCACGCAGGCAGGGCGGUCAGGGCCCAGGACAGGAGCAGGCCUCAGGUGGAGGACCCAGACUGGGAGGGUGGAGGUGGUGGGGCUUCCUCUCUGGGGAGUGGGGAUGAGCAGCCCUAGGCCUGGCCCCCACAGGCUGUAGAGAGGCGUGGGGAGUCACAGAAGGUUCCGGGCCACGAGCCAAGAUCCCCACCCCAGCCCUAACCAUGCACACCUGUGAGGUGACGGUCCACCCGCUGCCUUCUGCCCCACCCAGCCCACAAGGGCAGCCCCCGCUCAGCCCUCGUCUUGGGUCUCAGCCCCACCUCGCACCGGGCAAGUGGAGCAGGUCACCACCCAGGACCAGCCAGGUGGCUGGCCCUGCAGUCCCCGGCCUUGCUAGACAGCAAAAAACAUCCAGAGACGGCCCACCCGGGGCCUGACCGCACUACCACUCAGGAGGGGCCUGUUUAGAAAUCCCUGUGAAGGCAGACCUCCCCCCUGGGCAGUUGAGCCAGUUCUGGACACACUCCCUACUGGGCAGCUGGUGCAGGACCCAGGAAGUUUCUGGAAUGGGAUUGGGGCAGGGUCCGCAUAGGCCCUGUGCCAUCCCUGAUAAGCCCGACAUGACCAGCCCCAUCCGGAUGGCACCUCAGCGGGGCUGACCACACCAUCCCACGUGGCAUGUACCUGGCUGCCCGUCGCAAGCUGCACGCGGAGGAGCAGCCUCUUGGUCCUUCCUUCUGUCCCAGAUACUAGAUGGCAUCUGCCACAGAGACGGCUGUGAACGCCUGUCUGCUGUGUGAUUGCAUGGGUGCACGGUGGUGGUGAGUCUGUGGAGCCGGGGGUGGGGUGGAGGUGAAUGGAUGGGGUGGUGGAUG
Molecule: messenger RNA, 2174 nt
Organism: Sciurus carolinensis (gray squirrel)
Lineage: Eukaryota; Metazoa; Chordata; Mammalia; Rodentia; Sciuridae
Gene: Lcn12
Product: lipocalin 12
Exons: 4
Coding region: 12-1082 (356 amino acids)
Molecular function (GO): small molecule binding
Source: RefSeq, a predicted model, not a curated record